CAAAUGUCUACACUGAGGGUUGCCUGAGUAUCAACGAUCUUAAUAGCCAUAAUGCGUCGUACUGUUCGAGUUUUGCACUCUGAAACGGUGGCGCCUUCCACUCCUCUUAAUACGGCUGUUGUUGGUCACCCAGUUGUCACAGAUCUGACCGUACGCAUCUUCCCUCCCACGGUUUCCCUUUCCACCUGCGAACUGGACCCGCGAAUAUGGCGCCGCAUAGAGAAGGAACUCUAUCUACGUACAUCUCAGCAGAGUGCAUGGCUGUAUGUAGCACUAGUGAGUGAGGAAGAGCUUGCAGCUGAGGACCUGUUGGUUAUGGAUAUCAGAGUCGGCGAGUUGCCUCCCAACCCUAGCUCCGGUGGUUCAUGGGAGAGUCGACCUGGCGGAAUCUGGGUGCUUAGAAGCAAGUUCUCUGGCAAGAUUGAUCAGGCUGUGACAGAGGUGGAUGUUCUCUUUGGUAAAGAUGCUGUUGACCCACGACCACAAUGGACUCUCAUGCAAUCGUCACUCCAACUCAACGCUCAGUCAGAGGUCCCGGUUGCAAGACUAAGCGUACUCCACGGCAGAGCCAAGCCCAGACCGAAUGCUCGAGCGGCUCUGAGAGUCGACCAGGAUGGCAGAUUCAAGAUCGUGCAGAUUUCUGACACACACAUGACCACUGGUGUUGGAGUCUGCAAAGAUGCCAUUGAUGCACAUGGGAAUUUUCGGCCAGAACUCGAGGCUGACACACUUACGGUAAACUUCAUUGGAAAGAUCUUGGAUGUUGAGAAACCAAACCUUGUGAUUCUCACUGGAGACCAGUUGCACCACGACAUCCCCGACAGCCAAUCUGCCCUCUUCAAGGUGGUUGCUCCUAUGAUCGAGCGUUCAAUUCCAUUUGCAGCCGUCUUUGGCAAUCAUGAUAGUGAGGGCAUCCACGCAUUAUCACGCACAGCACAGAUGUCAAUACUUCAGUAUCUGCCUUUUAGCCUCUCCGAGCCAGGCCCAGAGCAGGUUGACGGUGUAGGCAACUUCUACGUCCAGGUCCUUGCCCCCGCCCCAUCACAGUUCCCCGUAUCGACUUUAUAUUUCCUGGAUUCGCACGGUCAAAUACCGAGCAAGAUCUACAAAUCUGACUAUGAUUUCAUCAAGCAAAACCAAAUUGACUGGUUCGUAAACACUUCCCAAACGCAACGAAGCGCGCGUGAGCACGACAAUAACGAUAACCGCUUUCAUCUGUCUCUUGCUUUCCUGCAUAUCCCUCUACCCGAGUUCAAAGAAGAUAGCCAUCUUAGUAUACGAAGCGGCCGCCGGAGGGAGCCGACUGAGGGGCCCAGUUUCAAUUCCCAUUUCUACGAUGCUUUGGUUCAAGAAGGCAUAGCAGCAUUAGGUUGCGGGCACGAUCACGUGAAUGAUUUUUGCGCUCUGUUGCGACAACAAGUGCAGCAGGGUGGCGGAAAACCCCUUCAUACUGGCCCUUGGCUAUGCUAUGGAGGUGCCAGUGGAUUCGGGGGAUAUUGUUCGUACGGCAGAAAUCGGUUUCACCGAGGAACGCGGGUUUGGGAAAUCAGUACGAGUACUGGGAGCUUGGAGACUUGGAAGCGGGUCGAAUAUGCCAUGAACAGAGUCGAUGAGCUGGUCCUUGUGGAAAAUGGAACGGUGGUUGAUACACCUGGAGAAGAGGUGAAGACAGAAGCUGUAUAGUGAGUUGAAGCGAACAUCGCUGUAUGAUGCAGCCAAAAAGAACGAAAAAAAAAUAUAGCACUAGUGAGGAUUCAAGUAGUAGAAG
This is a messenger RNA of Macroventuria anomochaeta, 1768 nucleotides long. RefSeq names its product Metallo-dependent phosphatase. Lineage: Eukaryota; Fungi; Ascomycota; Dothideomycetes; Pleosporales; Didymellaceae. Gene Ontology annotation, cellular component: cytoplasm. The transcript has 2 exons. The coding region runs from base 52 to 1683 and encodes 543 amino acids. The record is from RefSeq and is a predicted model, not a curated record. Gene Ontology annotation, molecular function: phosphoprotein phosphatase activity.